Molecule: messenger RNA, 1555 nt
Organism: Malaya genurostris
Lineage: Eukaryota; Metazoa; Arthropoda; Insecta; Diptera; Culicidae
Product: aprataxin and PNK-like factor
Exons: 3
Coding region: 185-1456 (423 amino acids)
Biological process (GO): double-strand break repair
Cellular component (GO): nucleus; site of double-strand break
Molecular function (GO): protein binding; 3'-5' exonuclease activity; DNA-(apurinic or apyrimidinic site) endonuclease activity
Source: RefSeq, a predicted model, not a curated record
CAUGCCGGUAAUGCUGUCAAACUGACAGUCAAUGAUGAAAAAGCGCCAUUAGAGAAAUAAACAAAACUUGUUUUGUGUUAUUUAAUGCGUCGUAUUCGAGCAAUGCUCCGAGUGUCAUUUAAUCAGUUGGUUUUGCGUUAAUUGUUCUCAAUUCGUGCUCGGUAAGCUUUCGACCAAUGUAGAAAUGGAAAAUCAAUUGUAUUUGUACGACUGCGAACGAAGGGUGGACAUUCACAUUCCAGACGCUGAAACUGUUAUUGGACGGGAUUCAAUUUUGCAGUGUGAUGAUAAACGAAUAUCGCGUCAGCACGGUAUUAUAAAAGUGAACUGCGAACAGACCAGCAGCGUUCAAAUCACCUCCACCCAUUCGAAUCCGAUUUUCAUACGCACCGCUGACAAUGUACUUAACAUUUUAACUAAAGAUUUAACGGCCACCUUAAGGCAAGGGGAAAAAUUUGCACUACUUCCGGAUCAAUACUGGUACGAGAUACGGUUCCGAAGCUUGGAAAAUUUGGAUGAGCAACAAGAAGCCGCAGUUAGCUCUUCGUCAGUUACUGCCGGAACUUUGCGUGUGAGGACAAUGGACGAAGUCAACAGUGUUGCUUUGAUCAAUGGUGAGUCAAAUGAAGUACUGGACCAAGUUGCCGAGAGUAUCGAAAAGCGCAAAAUGACAGAUGAUUCAGAGGCUGAAAGUAGGAAAAAGGUGAGAACCGAACAACCUUCUGGCUCCGAUGGAUGUCAGUCGGAAAAUGUCUGUCCAGCGUCUUUCUCGAUUGAAAAUGUUCCUCCGGUGGUCAAACCCGAUCCAGAUGCUAGCGAAGCGGAAGCUGGUACUUCUCGUCCAAAAUCCCCACAGACAUCGACAGUCAAAGUGGAGAUUAAGAAAGAAACCGCAGACAGUACUGGGUCUCCGCCGAGACCAUCCUGUGAGUUCGGUAUCCGUUGCUACCGGCACAACGCCGAGCAUCGGGCACAGUUUGCCCAUCCCAACGAUGUCGACUACCGUAGACCGUCAUUUCCUCCGGCUCCGGAAGAUGCACCGUACUGUCCGUUCGGGGCAAGCUGCUACCGCCGUAAUCCGGAACAUUUUCGUGAAUACCAGCAUCCAGACUCAAGUGAGUAUAAAGCAUCGGUUACUCGCGUGAAUCAAGUACCUGUCAAUCUCUACCAGCCACAACAGCAGCAGCAGCAGCAGCAACUACCGCCUCGAAGGCCUCCACCAAACGAUGAUCAAAGGCUGCGUCGUCGACGUCGUGAUUUGGCGCGGGACAUAGUCAUAGCCGCUAUCGCUAAUCCGCGGCUCUUUGCCGGCAGUGACGAGGAUGACGAUGACGACGAAGACCUGUUCGAGUACGAAAGCGAUUCCGACGAGUACAGGCCCGGUCGUGAAUCGAACGAUGAUUUUGAAGAUGACGAUGAAAUUGAAACGCAGGAGUUCUACGAGGCCGAGGAAUGAUCGGAACCGUUGUUUUUUUUAAAUUAUUGUUCGCGGUAGUAAAUUCCUAAUGUUAGUUGUUUGUUCGGGGAAGUUUUGAUUGAAAUUAAAAAAAUGGAU